Messenger RNA from Nicotiana tabacum (common tobacco), 794 nucleotides. RefSeq lists its product as uncharacterized. The record is from RefSeq and is a predicted model, not a curated record. Lineage: Eukaryota; Viridiplantae; Streptophyta; Magnoliopsida; Solanales; Solanaceae.
CAUUUCCAUAAUUCUCCUCAUACAAACACACUCACUCUUCCUUCAUCAAAUCUCCAAGCAACAAAAUCUUGCAGAAUAUUCUUGGAAAUCAAUAUGAACUUCACUACUCUCUUCCUUGCUUUAUGCCUCUUCCUCCAAGGAGUUCUUGGUGAUUUGAUAUGCGAGGAAUUACCAGAGGAAAUGUGUACGUUCUCAAUAGCAAGCAGUGGAAAGAGGUGUUUGCUGGAGAGUCACGUUUCUAGCGAAGGAAAUCUGGAAAUGGAAUGCCAAACUUCAGAAGUGUUUGCAACUAAUAAAAUGCAGGAAUAUAUAGAGACAGAUGAAUGCAUUGGUGCAUGUGGUGUUGACAGGCAAUCUCUUGGCCUGUCUUCAGACUCCCUUCUUGAUUCUAAAUUCAUUGCCAAACUUUGCUCAGCACAGUGUUACAACAAUUGUCCCAAUAUUGUUGAUCUUUACUCCAAUUUGGCUUCUGCUGAAGGAAUAUCUUUGCAUGGACUAUGUUUGUCGCAGAAAACUCGUGCACACCAUGGAACGUCUCAACUUCUGAGCUCUGGUGCUGCUGCUAAGGCUCCAGUUUAUGCUGCUGGUCCAGUUUCUGCUGCAGCUCCUCCUCCUUCUGAAUAUUGAUUUUGAUUGUGCUCCGGCACCCAUGUAAUAAAUGUGUAAGACAGUCCCACUGCCAUUGCCAAUAUCUAUCACAAUUAUCUCUUGGUGAUUUGAUAGAUAAAGUUCUUGUAUUAUUAAAAGUUAUACUCGUGUAAAAUGGGAUGAUACUAUAUGAUGUUUAAUUUUAA